AUGGAACAACAACAACAACAACCAGAGGAGAAGAAGGAAGGGGGGGAGUGGUAUAAAUACCUCAUCACAAUCGCCGUUUAUAUCGGUCUGACCGCUCUGUGGAUAGUCGGUUGUUUGAUUCAUAAGAGGUCUGUCGCCCGUCGGCAAGCUGCGGGGGUGGCCCAAAGCGCUAAAGGCAGAACAGAAUCUAAUGACAAUGGAAACACGUCCAACGAACACAAAAAGGAGGAAGCGGCAAAUAAUAACCCAUCAAACAAUCAGCAAACAUCGCAAUACCCAACUUAUGACUUUUCCAGCAACCAAAACAGGGAAUAUGGGACAGACGCAUACUAUUCAAACAGUUACGACACAAACAACAACGCAUCAAACGAAAACAGAAGAGAUUACAGGAUGUGA
Trypanosoma brucei brucei TREU927 is the source of this 396-nucleotide messenger RNA. RefSeq lists its product as hypothetical. NCBI's taxonomy places the organism in Eukaryota, Euglenozoa, Kinetoplastea, Trypanosomatida, Trypanosomatidae. The transcript has a single exon. The record is from RefSeq and is a predicted model, not a curated record. The coding region runs from base 1 to 396 and encodes 131 amino acids.